Eucalyptus grandis is the source of this 790-nucleotide messenger RNA. Its product is annotated as mitochondrial pyruvate carrier 4. The record is from RefSeq and is a predicted model, not a curated record. Gene Ontology annotation, biological process: pyruvate import into mitochondria. Gene Ontology annotation, cellular component: mitochondrial inner membrane. Bases 271 to 603 code for a protein of 110 amino acids. NCBI's taxonomy places the organism in Eukaryota, Viridiplantae, Streptophyta, Magnoliopsida, Myrtales, Myrtaceae. The transcript is spliced from 5 exons.
GGACCUGCGUCCUCUCACUUAUUGUGCAUCUCCGGUUGCGUGAGUGGAACCCACAAUGGUAUAUACAAAAGUACUUUUGGGAUGAAAGUUGCUCCUCUUUUGGACAUAAAUCCUCCUAAAGAAAAUGAGCUGGUGCGGAUGAGUCCCAAUAUUUUGGAAAUCUCCGUCUCAUUCGAUCCUCUCCGCUUUCCUACUUUCUAAAAAAUUAGCUAUUCAGCUUCAAUCAGCUCACGGGUACAGAGACGCGGAAAGGGUAGUCAGAGAUUUCCCAUGGCAGCUUCAAAGCUCCAAGCUUUUUGGAACCACCCGGCAGGACCCAAAACCAUUCACUUUUGGGGCCCGACUUUCAAGUGGGUUAUCAGCAUAGCCAAUGUCGCUGACUUCUCGAAGCCACCGGAAAACAUCUCUUACCCUCACCAAUGCGUCGUUGCUUGCACUGGAGCUAUUUGGUCACGCUACAGCUUGGUGAUUAAGCCGAAAAACUGGAAUCUCUUCUGUGUGAACCUGGCGAUGGGUGCGACUGGGAUCUAUCAACUGUCUCGGAAAUAUCUGCACGAUCGCGCUUCCGAAACAGAGAAGGCCGUGGCUGUGGCUGAAGAAUGAUCGGUGGGAUAAUCUUCUUCAUUAAGACUCUUGUUUGAUGUUAUGGGCGACAGAAGUAUGAUUAUUUUGGUUGAUGGGCCAUUCAUUCAGGAAUAUUAUGUUUAAGAACGAAAAGUAUAAUUUAUAGGUGCUCUUUAACUGUGUCGUGUAUUUCCAACACUUUCGAGCAGAGUCUUGAUUUUUCGUA